UCAUUUAUAGACUAAAUAAGGUAAAUUGAGAACAGUAGACUGCAUACGACAAGAAUACCGAAUAGUGUUCGUAAACUAAGAGAUGAUGCCAGACAUUUUCUUCAAGGUUAAAUUGGUGAAGCAAUGAAGGAAUGUAAUGUAAAGUUUUCUCAUGUUUUUUGUUCUCCAUCAUUGCGAUGUAUAGAGACGUGCACUAAUGUAUUAAAAGCCUCAGAUCAAAGUCAUUUACCAAUCAAUGUGGAACCGGGUCUUUUUGAAUGGUUGUAUUGGUACAAAGAAAGCAUGCCUGCUUGGAUGAGCUUGGAAGAAUUACGCUCGUAUGCUUUCAACGUAUCCUUGGACUAUAAACCAGUGAUCCCUGCUGUAAGUCUUUUAAGCUGUCAAGAGACUUGUGAGGAGUAUUAUAUGAGAAGCUAUUUGGUUACUUCUAAACUUCUAGAAAAUUAUUCUGGUAAUCUUCUUUUUCUUGGGCAUGCAGCAACUUUAGAUACGUGCAGCAGACAGCUGACAGAAAAACCUCCAAGGAAUAACCACGAAAUGCAAGGUUUACUGCUUUACUGCCCAUAUGCAAGCGUCACAGUGGUUGAAGAAAAUCCUCAGGGAAAAUGGCAUUUAGUUGAUCCUCCUUUUCCACCAUUGCAACAUUCAAAUAAUUGUAGUUUUCAAUGGCAAAUUCUCCUUUGAUAUUCAGCUUAUGGUGAUUGAAGCAUUUUGCUACUUAUGAAUUACCACAACCGCUUUGGAGCUAUUUGGCUAAUUUUUACAGAUGCAAAGCUAAAAGGCACUUAUCGGGUACAUGUUGAGGAUCUUUGCGACUUUUUUAAAAAGAUUCACAAACUAUAAAUAUGUAUCGUAAUUCAGCAGACUUUAUCAGUAUAUGAAAAGUCAACAUACUUUAAGCAAUUUAAAAUGCAAAUUUUAAUUAUUAAAUGAGGACUGUGUGAUACAUUUAAAAAAAAAAAAAAGUACUUUUUUCUUCAAAUCUUUCUUUCUUUCUUUCUUUCUCUCUUUUUUUU
Molecule: messenger RNA, 1016 nt
Organism: Stegodyphus dumicola
Lineage: Eukaryota; Metazoa; Arthropoda; Arachnida; Araneae; Eresidae
Gene: Epp
Product: Ecdysteroid phosphate phosphatase
Source: RefSeq, a predicted model, not a curated record